AUGUUUCAGCAACACCCGCUCGACGCGAAUGGAAAACUCCUCCGUCGCUUCUACGAACCAUUGACUCUACUUCGGGUGAUGGACCCAACUCGCGGAGCGCAGCGUCCUGAUUUAACAUCGGACCGUGGCCUGGAUGAACAGUCAAAACUUUGGCGCAACUUUCUCGAUCAACUUGCAUUUGUAUGCGACUCCGAAAAGCGCGGAGAUACCGUGGCUGCAAUCGCUGCACAACGGAGUUUUGAACAUCCAAUCUUUUCCCUUGCAUCCAACUCAAAAUCGAGAUCUGAAGCAAGAGGUCACCUCUGUUGGGUUCUUGCUGCUCUAGGCCAAAUCCAUACGAACGAAAAGCCCCGUUUGCAAGUGGAAGACGAGAUUCGAACUCGAUGUAUUGAUUUCAGCCAUCAAAGAAUCCAAACGUAUUCUAGAUGGCUGAUUCAAGCAAUCCAAACUGCAACCAAUAUGAUGGAUGAAGUCUCGAACGCUGAAGAUGCGUUUAUUUUAAAGGAGUUCCAGCAAUUGGAGACGCUCAUAUCUACUCCUCACCGACAGUGUUCACAUGCUCACACUCUUCGGAGAUGCCGAUUGAUGGAAAUUCUGAGCAUACGACAUGUUGCACAUGCGCAUCGCGGGGUCUGGUCUGACCUUCGUCAUUAUCUCGGACGGCUGGGGUCCUGGUCAAAGGCUGUGCAAAUUUUGGUUCUCGGCGCGGUGACAUUCCCCCAGCGGAUCGAAAAUGCCCAAGUCGAAAUCAUCGGAACCAACGGGCCAGCUGACUUGCCGAACAAGCUUCACUCGACUGAUCUCGUCGGCGUCGUGAGACGCAUGGUUCCCAUAGACCAAAUUGUGGUGUUCGAACAGCUAAAUCAAGCACUUUCAGAAGCAAACGCGGUCGCCGAAGUCGAGGACAGGUUUCGGCAAGAGUACGCGCAAAUUAAACCCCGUCCGCACGCAGAACUACUUAUUCUCGAGCACUUCUAUCGCAAUGGACUCGACUUCGUCACGGAUGACAGAUACAUCGGCUGCAGCAAGCCUUCCUGCUACUGCUGCCAUAUCUAUAUGCAAUGCCACCCGGGGCGAUUUGCUCCUCGGCCCUGUCACGGGAAUCUGUGGAUCAACUGGGCCCCUCCAUAUCCUCUCCCCAUCCCUGACCCUCAUGCUGUUACUACUAAAGGAACAGCUCGGCCGCAGAAGCACCAUACCUUCAAGAUGCUACAGGACAUGCUUAUCUACAUCCGUCGAGACCUGCAGGAACAAAUACUUUCUAGACGACCCGAGAGAGCAAGGCUACCGGAUUCAACCACGGGAAUGUCCAGCGUCGUGCUUGACCUGGACGCACUUCUAGGCUCGGCUCGAAACGCCAGUCAGCCACACAACGGCCACAAUUCCAACAAUCUAGAUGAUCAUGGGGUAUCAGUGCUAGUGUCGAGGGAUUCUGAGAGACGGAGUGCAGGGAAUCGCACGUCCCAGGAGGUCCCAUCAACAAAUGAGCCCGAGCAAAGCACCGAACAGGAUCAAAAAGGGUUUCCUGAGGGGCAAUAUGAGCACUUUACAGAUAGCGAUGCUUCAGAAAUCAUAGUGUUCCGCGGAAGAAAGAAGGUUAAUUCAUCCUAG
Messenger RNA from Exophiala spinifera, 1611 nucleotides. RefSeq lists its product as uncharacterized. The record is from RefSeq and is a predicted model, not a curated record. Lineage: Eukaryota; Fungi; Ascomycota; Eurotiomycetes; Chaetothyriales; Herpotrichiellaceae. The transcript is spliced from 2 exons. The coding region runs from base 1 to 1611 and encodes 536 amino acids.